GUGGAUCGACCAAGCAGCAACAAUGAUGGGAAGGAGGGCGACGGAGGAGACCUCGCGCAGUCUUUGGACCGCCUAACCAUCUCAACAUCUCCUCCCGCCAAAACACCCCGCUCUCCCCGUUCCGUCCGUCCCGCCGGACCUGCCCCCCUCAAGACGGCCACUGACCGCUCGCCCAGUUUUCCGUCCCCGGGCAAUGCGGUGCGCAGUCCCCUUCGCUGUUCCUCCUCUGCUUCGGUACUUCACCCUUCUCAGUCUGCCACUCCAACUCUGCUGCGCAAGGCCUCGUUGAACUCGCUCCAUUCCGCAAACACCGUCACUCCGUCUCGUCGCGCGAGUUCCGGGAGCAUCUUGCCGUCUAGCAGGGUUAGAUCGGGCAGAUCGCCCCUCCGAAGCGUGUCCCCUGAGCUGCCAGAGAUCGUCAUCCCGACCCCCCAUUCCAUCGCCACCGACCACUUCAAGGCCGAGUUGGACAUACAUCAUGGCCCAGAGCCUACCCGCCGAGCCGAGACCGUCGUGAUCCUUCAAGACGCCUGCUAUGGCCAUCGGUACUCCCGCCCGCGGGCGUCGCGGGCCCAACUCAGCACCAUCGUCGAGCGACCCGAGAGGAUUAAGGCCUGUGUCCUGGGCUUGUCGGCAGCGUACGUGCGACUGGGCGAACGGCAUCAGGAUGGCGCAUUCCCCCUCCACCCGGACACGGACGCUGCCUCGCUUCCCUCAAUACCCUUCCGGAUCCAGAAAUCCACCCGGCGCCUGUCCCUGGGAUCGCAGACGGUGACCAACGUGCAUGGGACAAAGUGGAUGGAGGAAUUGAAGAUGAUGUGCGAGACAGCCGAGGCGAAACUGGUCGGGGGCGGUAAAGAGCUUCAGCGGCCAGACAUCGACCGAGGCGCGAACGCAGAAGCGCCGCAGAAGUUCCACGAGGGCGAUCUGUACCUCUGCUCGGAGUCGCUAGAGGCUAUUGAAGGGGCGCUCGGCGGCGUGUGUGACGCCGUCGACGCCGUCUUUCAACCUCAGGGGCCGCGCCGGGCGUUCGUCGCCAUUCGGCCACCCGGGCAUCACUGCUCGGCUUCCCACCCUUCGGGCUUUUGUUGGGUCAACAAUGUCCACGUCGGCAUCAUGCACGGCGUGCUCAGCCAUGGCUUGACGCACGCCGCCAUCAUCGACUUCGACCUGCACCACGGGGACGGCUCCCAGGCGAUUGCCUGGCAGCAUAACGCCCGAGGCGUCGGCUUGGCUAAGAACGCGGCCUGGUGGAAGAAGACGUCGAUCGGCUAUUUCAGCCUCCACGACAUCAACUCUUAUCCGUGCGAGAUGGGCGACGAAGAAAAGGUUAGGAACGCAAGUGUCUGCAUCGACGGCGCGCACGGCCAGAGCAUCUGGAACGUACACCUGCAAGGCUGGAAGACCGAGGCCGACUUCUGGGCCCUGUACGAGUCCAAGUAUGCGGUUCUCCUAGAAAAGACGCGCGCUUACCUAAGGAGCCACACCGAGCGCCUCAAGGCGUCGGGCCUGAAUUCAAGAGCUGCCAUCUUCCUGUCGGCCGGCUUCGACGCGAGCGAGUAUGAGGACCCCGGCAUGCAGCGACACAACGUCAACGUGCCGACAGAGUUCUACGCCCGCUUCACCCGUGACGUCGUCCGUCUUGCGGCCGAAGAGGGGACGAGCGUAGAAGGCCGCAUCAUCAGCGUCCUGGAAGGAGGCUACAGUGAUCGCGCGCUCUGUUCUGGUGUCUUCAGCCACCUCUGCGGUCUCGCCGGAGAUGGGCCUAGCAACAAGGACCAGGAGCUUGGUAGCGGGGCUUCGGAGACCGGCCAGCAGUUCACCCAGCAGCGCGCUCGGAAAGACUCUAGUGCCAGUGAGCGGGGCGUUCGGCGGUACGAGUCGUCGUGGUGGUCUACUGCGCAACUCGAGCAGCUUGAGGCUACCCUUGCUGCGCCUGUGCCGGCACCCCGAGUCAUCCGCAACACUCCGCCACCUACCUACUCAUCACCUACUCAGGCGUCUCAAGCGAAAGCUGUCAACCCCAAGAAUCGGAGCGGUUCUGUGUUGUCCCCAACCACGAGUAACGGAGCGUCUCGGGUCUCGUUCCAGCUGCCGCCGCCGCCGGAGGUUCCUUGGGCCAUCGCCACGGUGCAGCUGAGCAGACUACUGAUUCCAAGCGGGCGUCAAACGGCCAGCUGCACUGUUGAAGAGCUCAAUGCCGACGCUACCAGGAUUAGGCGUGAGCGCCAGGCGGCCCUGGCCGGAUCCGCUCCUCCGACGGCCUCUUCUGCCCCAGAAGACCGGCCGCCCACUAGAAUGGGACUACGGGAACGAAAGCCGAAACCCCCGCCUGUUGACGACGACGUAGAUCGUAAGACCAGGCGAAAGACCGUGGCCGGGCCGGCGGUUCUUGACACAGAGGCUGGAUCACGCGGAGCCACUUCGGUUCCUGGCAAGCAGUCUCGGCCGUCACGGCGUCUUAGCGCGGCGUCGACCGCUGUCUCUUCCGAGAGCUCAGAAGUGCCACCGUCGGUUCCUCGAAUCGUCCCGAUUCGCAGCAGCUCGAAGCAGGAAGUGGUGAACAAUGCCGAAGCCUCAUCGGAUGUUGCCGGGCCCGGCGGCAGCAGCAACCUCCAGGUUAAGAAGACUAGAGCCCCGACCAAGAAGGAGGCAGUGCCUCGUGCACCCAAGGGGAAGAAGUCCACUGGCCCCGCAAACGGAGCGCCGGCACAGACUACCCCUUCUGCGAAUGUCACUGCUGCAUCAUCGGCCGACAAAGCCGGCGACGCGGUGGACAAGCUGGCCGGCGAGAUGAAGAAGAUCAAGAUCACGGUGGUCACCAAGGCACAGAAGGAAGCUCGUGAGCGGGAACGCCUGGCGAGAGAAAAGCUUUCACAGGCCAAGACCGUUCCCGGGCCCCCGCCGGCCGCGGGAGAUGGAUCUCCUUCGCAAUCUACACCCGGUGCUGCUGACACCACCACCACCACCACCACCACCACCAACAGCAACAACAAUAACUCCUACCUAACCUCGGAAACCGAACAUCAGCUGCCCUCACCAACCCCGUCUCCGGCGCCACAGGCACCCCAGAUCCAAACCCCCGUCAACCCCUCAACGCCGCCCGCAGAAGAAGACAGGAACAUUGCAACAACCCCGUCAGUCGCUUCCCCGCCACCAACAGACCCGCGUCACGUACCCCUCCCAGCAAGCUCACCGCCACCAGCGCUCACGGAGACGCCCCUCAAAAACGAUGCCACUCCCCCGCACACCAGCGAAGAUUCCUUUGUCCACUACCAACCCGAGGGUCCAACCCCGGGACCGCCUCCCCAGUCCGCGGCAGAGCAGCCGCAACAACAAAACCAGCAGCUACAGUGGCUGCCGCCGAACGUGUCCGCUACGCCUGUGCCGUCGCCCAUCAAGAAGAAGGACCUGCCGGUGUUUAGUAGCACCGGUUUCAUCCCUUUUGCCCCGAGGCCCGGUACGCACAGCGACGGG
Thermothelomyces thermophilus ATCC 42464 is the source of this 3477-nucleotide messenger RNA. RefSeq lists its product as uncharacterized. Lineage: Eukaryota; Fungi; Ascomycota; Sordariomycetes; Sordariales; Chaetomiaceae. The annotation marks the transcript as partial. Gene Ontology annotation, molecular function: histone deacetylase activity. Gene Ontology annotation, cellular component: nucleus. The record is from RefSeq and is a predicted model, not a curated record. The transcript has a single exon.